AUGGCGGCCGUUUUGAAAGUUAAAAUUCAGGCUGACGCUUUCAUGGUUUGCCUAGCUCAUGCUUUAUCCACAGACAGGGAAGAAGUAAUGGGACUUCUGAUUGGUGAAGUAGGUUAACACAUAAUCUGAAAUAUUGUUUCCAAUUUACAAAUCUAUGGGGAGCAUCGCUCGCCCCAAUUUUACCUUCUUUUCCAUUACCUCAGCACGUAAUUCAUUCACAAAUAUCAUCUAUAUUUGUGAAUGAAUGAAUGAAUGAAUGAAUGAAUGAAUGAAUGAAUGAAUGAAUGAUUUGAUUUCUUGGAGUGAAUAGACAGAGUAGUGGCUGCCUGUGUGUGAGACUGUCACAGCCUGUACCCUGUUGUUCCAGGAAAUCCAGUCAAAGUUUACUACCAUUAGGCUAUUGGUGUAUAACAGUAUGUUGAUAAUUGAUAAAAUUAUCAGUUUAUAUACGAUAUUUGGUUUAUCAAAUAUGUUUGAUAUUUCUGUAUAACUGUAUUGAACGUGCACAGCAGCUUUUAGAUAAAUUUUUUUGAUGCUUGCAUAAAUCUGUUCUCAGAAGAAGUAUUCUAUCAUGUGGUCGAUAUUUGUUUUGUUGGAAGAUGUUUCGCCUAUCAGUUACAUGAAAUUUCUCAAAUAUUGAAUAUGUAUUUGGAAAUAGGAACCACUAAUUGUUUUUGUGCAGUUUGGCAAAAACCAGAUUUACCAGACUGAAAAGUUUUAUUUGGUGCUGGAAAUUUUUUCCUUGGGAAAAAUGUACAGAAAUGGGUUAUUCCAGAAAACAUCCAUACCACCCCCACGGAGGAAAUUGGAAGUUAACCCCCCUACCCCCUUUGGAUGUCCUAAUACAUUUACUAUUAUCGGAAACAAUUUUCUCUCCCCUCCCCCUCCGGACGGCAGAAAUUUCCUCUGUGGGGGAGUGUGGAUCUUUUCUGGAACGACCCAAUGUCAGAUAUUUUCAUAGAAAAUUUAUUCCAGACCAAGGGAUCUUGUAGUCUUCGGUGGUGCAGUCGUCAGAGCGAGAUCAUAGGCUCUGAGAUCAUAGGCUCGCUACGGACUCAUGUGAAAAGAGUCUGUUGGCGUUCUGAGAUCAUAGGCUCGCUACGGACUCAUGUGAAAAGAGUCUGUUGGCGUUCUGCCGAAAGUCGUGGGUUUUUCCCAGGGCUGUAAAUACUUGUUAUAAUUGUAAUGCGUUACUGUGUACUCGUUACACUUGAAGUAAUUUUAACCUGUAAUUAAUUACGUUUUUAGAAAAGUAACGAAAAACGUAAUUAAUUACAAAAGCAAGGAACGUGUUCCUUUUCCAAGGAGCAAAUUGAAAAUUCCUUUUCUUAUUUUGUUAAAAAUAUGAAAUAAAAAAUACAACGCUACGACAAAAAUUCAGAAAAAUGGCUGAAAUAAUUUUCAACGAGAUCAUAUGACAUGAUAGCCUACAUGAAGUAUUAUUUAUUGCGAAAGUGGAAACCACAAUUUAUUCCAAGGCUCAGAGCACCAAAUAUUGGCAAAUAAAGUUUUAAGUUUACAUGCUUCGAUUUGCAUGUCAAAUGUUUUAAUAUAUUGAAAUAUAAUCUUAAAUGUCAAAUGUUUUAAUAUAUUGAAAUAUCAUCUAUCAUCGCAAAUUUCAUAGUUUAUACCAUUUUUAUUUACAACUGCUGUUUAAGAUAUUGUCUUAUAAUAUAUAUAGUAACAAUUUGCCGGUAAAGAAAUUUGUAAUUAAUUCCUUUUUUCCGCAGUAAUUUUUUCAUUGUACUUAAUUACAUUUUAGAACAAGUAAUUGCAAUCAGGAAUUUAUUACAUUUUAAAGCAAGUAAUUGUAAUUGGAAUUAAUUCCUUUUUCAGUGGUAAUUUUGCAGCCCUGGUUUUUCCGGCUGCUCUGGUUUCCCCCACAGGGCAAGUUGCAGGGCUUUCAGAAUUAUUCUGAGUAUAUGUUUGUUUUGGUAAAGUAGGCGGCUGUAGGGCGGGGGCAAUCUAGGGAGUCUUAAAGUCAUCCAAAUUAACUAGUGUAUAUUGAUUAGAUAACAACACAAAUUAUAAUGUAUUACUACUUUCAUUGUUCAACAAGAUUUAAGAUGGCAAAUAACUAAAUCAGUUUUACAAAAUACUACAUGCUGUACGUCGUUUUCGAAAGUAACCAGGCUAUAAAGCAUAGACCUGGUUGAGAAAAAAUAACUUUGUUUGAAUUUAAAGCUUAGAGAGGAGGAAGGAGGACAAAAUUGAUAUUUCAGUUGUCCUGCUUGGUAAAGGAGUAAAGCACGUUUUCGCUUCGGAUCGGUUAUGCCACUAGCCAAUAUAAACAUUUCGAAAUCUUACAUCCAAAGUUUCCAUUUGCCAGCCAAACUUGAACCAAUUUCCGCGUCUGGCGAAAAUUCGGGUAAAGGUUGAAUUGACACUGACUGUGUAUUCACAUGAAAUUGUGGUUGUUGUUCAGCCUGAUCGACCAUAUGCUCGUCGCCAAUGUAAUAAUAUUCUUUGUAAUAAUAUUUAGUUAGUAUUUAUUGAUUCUCAACCAUGACAAUCUUCGCUACAUCUCUGUCUCUACAACUCGUGUCUUUCUUACUAUAUAUAUAUUAUUCUUCCUUGCAUGCCAUAUAAGGUAAUGUUCUAGAAUGUCACUGUUACGUCAUUGUUUACUACAAGAGUUACAAUUAUAAGUCAGAAAUAAUGCAUUCAUAUUUUGAGAAUUUGGAUUACAACCAGUUUGGAUACAACCAGAAAAAAAUCUAAUCUCAAAUCUAGCUGAUUUAGUGCAUGUGCCAUUAAAGGGGGAGAAGGGUGGAGACAUAAUUUUUCUCAUUAAAGGAGUUAAAGGAUGAGGUACAAUAGAAAUAAAUGAGACUUUUACAAAUUACAACCUCAUUCCAGGCUUUUUGUGCGGCCUUGCAUGUAAAUGUGUUGAAUUAUGGUUGAAAUAGCGUAAAAUUAUCAAAAGCGACGCGCGCAUUGUUGAAAGUUCUGUUACUGUUACUUAACAAUGACCACUUUAAUUUGUUACUUGCUGGGGUUCAAAUACUAUCAAUGGUUAGCAUUUCUCUAAGGUAAACUGCUUCACAUAAUGUAUACAUGUAGUCAGAUUUCAUUGAUUCACCUGUAGGUUGAUGAAUUUAAUGUUUCUCAUGUGUUCACUGUAUUUAUGCUACGUCGAUCCGACAAAAGGAAAGAUCGAGUUGAAAUAUCACCAGAACAAUUAUCUUACGCUUCAACACAAGCAGAAAUAUCCUUUUUGUGUUACUGA
Paramuricea clavata is the source of this 3229-nucleotide messenger RNA. NCBI's taxonomy places the organism in Eukaryota, Metazoa, Cnidaria, Anthozoa, Malacalcyonacea, Plexauridae. The record is from the annotation of a GenBank genome assembly.